Messenger RNA from Balaenoptera acutorostrata (minke whale), 2017 nucleotides. It is a transcript of the gene PDGFD, whose product is annotated as platelet derived growth factor D. Gene Ontology annotation, biological process: platelet-derived growth factor receptor signaling pathway; positive regulation of MAP kinase activity; positive regulation of cell population proliferation. Gene Ontology annotation, molecular function: growth factor activity; platelet-derived growth factor receptor binding. The coding region runs from base 391 to 1503 and encodes 370 amino acids. The transcript has 7 exons. NCBI's taxonomy places the organism in Eukaryota, Metazoa, Chordata, Mammalia, Artiodactyla, Balaenopteridae. The record is from RefSeq and is a predicted model, not a curated record. Gene Ontology annotation, cellular component: membrane.
GCUGGGAGCCCGAGUGCGCGCAGCUCAGGGGCCGCCGCCGCCGCCGCUGGGGCCGAGGACGCGGCUUCUCUGCUCGCCCGCCCGGGACGCCGCGCCACCCGCCCCCUGCAGCCUGUGUUGCAGCUGCCGGCCACCGGAGGGGGCGAACAAACGUCAACCUGUUGUUUGUCCCGUCACCAUUUAUCAACUCUCAGCACCACAAGGAAGUGCGGCCGCCACCCGCGCGCGGAAAGUUCAGCAUGCAGGAAGUUUGGGGAGAGCUCGGCGACUAGCACGGCGGGGCGGCCCGGGCUAGCGCAGGGCGAGCGUGGGGGCCAGAGCGCGGCGUGGUCCUGGGAGCCUGUCCCGGCUUUUUCUUGGAGCGACGCUGUCCCUAGGUCGCUGAUCCCAAUGCACCGGCUCAUCCUUGUCUACACGCUAGUCUGCUCAAACUUUUGCAGCUACCGGGACACUUCUGCAACUCCGCAGAGCGCAUCCAUCAAAGCUUUGCGCAACGCCAACCUCAGGCGAGAUGAGAGCAAUCACCUCACAGACUUGUACCGAAGAGAUGAAACCAUCCAGGUGACAGGACACGGCCAUGUGCAGAGUCCCCGCUUCCCAAACAGCUACCCCAGGAACCUGCUUCUGACCUGGCGGCUCCAUUCCCAGGAGAAAACAAGGAUACAGCUAGCCUUUGACAAUCAGUUUGGAUUAGAGGAAGCGGAAAAUGAUAUCUGUAGGUAUGAUUUUGUGGAAGUUGAAGAUAUAUCUGAAACCAGCACCGUUAUUAGAGGACGAUGGUGUGGACACAAGGAAGUUCCUCCAAGGAUAACAUCAAGAACAAACCAGAUUAAAAUAACAUUCAAGUCUGAUGACUACUUUGUGGCUAAACCUGGAUUCAAGAUUUAUUAUUCUGUUGUGGAAGAUUUCCAACCCGCAGCAGCCUCAGAGACCAAUUGGGAGUCAGUCACAAGCUCUAUCUCAGGGGUAUCCUAUCACUCUCCAUCAGUAACGGACCCCACUCUCACUGCGGAUACUCUGGACAAAACAAUUGCAGAAUUUGAUACUGUGGAAGAUCUGCUCAAGCACUUCAAUCCAGAAUCAUGGCAAGAAGAUCUUGAGAAUCUGUAUUUGGACACCCCUCAUUAUCGAGGCAGGUCAUAUCAUGACAGGAAGUCAAAAGUUGACCUGGACAGGCUCAAUGAUGACGUCAAGCGUUACAGUUGCACUCCCAGGAAUUACUCGGUCAACUUGAGAGAGGAGCUGAAGGUGACCAAUGUGGUCUUCUUUCCACGCUGCCUCCUCGUGCAACGCUGUGGGGGAAACUGUGGCUGUGGAACUGUCAGCUGGAAGUCCUGUACGUGCAAUUCAGGGAAAACUGUGAAGAAGUAUCACGAGGUGUUAAAGUUUGAGCCUGGCCAUUUCAAGAGGAGGGGCAGAGCGAAGCACAUGGCUCUCGUUGACAUCCAGUUGGAUCACCAUGAGCGGUGCGACUGUAUCUGCAGCUCAAGACCACCUCGAUAAAAGAAUGUGCACAUACUUACAUUAAGCAUGAAAGAACCUUUAUUUUAAGGAGGGUGUGGUAAGAGACCCCUUUCCCACCAGCAACUGAACUUACUAUUAGCCUGCAAAGCAAUGAAUACAAGUGGUUGCUGAGUUUCAACCUAGCUUUGUUAGUGCCAUGAGAAGUAGAAAGGUGUAUCAUCAAUCUCUAUAUCCAAGAAUAUAGGAUUGCAUUUAAUAAUAGUGUCUGAGGAUAUAUAUGUAUAUAUAUCCAUGUCCCUGUGUAAAUAGAUCAUAUGGUUUAUUCAGUAUAUAUAACCAGGUACACCAGAGCUUACCUAUGGUUUAAUUAUCUAGACCCUUAAAAUCUGACAAAAUAAGGGACAUAGUAAAUACAUGGAACAUGUCAUUGGAAGAUUUGGAAGAUGAAUUUGUUUAUUUUUAAGUUUUGAAUCACAAAACAAUUUUGGAUCUUGCUCUUUUAAAGAAAGCACCCUGUAUAUUAAAAACCAAUAAAUGAGAUUUUUCUUAUGCA